Chlamydomonas reinhardtii is the source of this 1496-nucleotide messenger RNA. RefSeq lists its product as uncharacterized. The record is from RefSeq and is a predicted model, not a curated record. Lineage: Eukaryota; Viridiplantae; Chlorophyta; Chlorophyceae; Chlamydomonadales; Chlamydomonadaceae. The transcript has 2 exons. Bases 404 to 631 code for a protein of 75 amino acids.
AUACCGACACCAGGCACCCCAGAAGCGCUCUGCCAUUCCUGCGAAUGACAAAAGGGCCCCUCGAGGAUCGAACUCGAGACCUGCUGAUACGCCGCAUGCAUUUGCAACUGCAGUCAGCUGCUCUACCACUGAGCUAGAGACCCAUCCUAUAGGCGACAUCACCGUGGCUCAAGUCGCCUAGUCAUACAGACUGGCGUUGUUUCGCACAGGAGACUGCCUCGAUUGGUGCAGACUCAUUGUGAUGGUGAUGCAUCGGCUCCGGCCUGGGCACGUUCAGCCCAUCAGCGGGCAACGGCACCGGCACUGCGCCCGGCAGCACGCGCUGCCGGCAGCGGCGCCACCAACGGCUCCCUUAGCACCGCAAACAGCGACACGGCCCCUGGGCGACUCUGCGAGUUCGUUGAUGGCCAGUACGGCCAGUACUUGUACCGCAUCAACGCCGUCAGCCCAUGCCGCCGUCAUUUCCAACGAGCUGCAUGCUCUUGGUCCCGAUAAGCUAGUGAAUGCAGUGUGUGGCGUCAGCAGGGAGGGUGCCUGCCCUGAGGCCCUGGUCGGCUACUCGCUCCGUGUAACGUUUGAGGAUGUGGACUGUGGCGCCCGCAACAUUACCAUCCACGGCAAGGACUGCUGAAGCGCUGAACCCACUCGCUCACGUAAGUAAUAAGGUGCGGGUGUGGGUUUGGGUGCGGGCGGGUGCGGGUGCGGGCGGGUGCGGGUGCGGGUGCGGGUGCGGGUGCGGGUGCGGGUGCGGGUGCGGGUGCGGGUGUGGGUGCGGGUGCGGGUGCGGGUGUGGGUGUGGGUGUGGGUGUGGGUGUGGGUGUGGGUGUGGGUGUGGGUGUGGGUGUGGGUGUGGGUGUGGGUGUGGGUGUGGGUGUGGGUGUGGGUGUGGGUGUGGGUGUGGGUGUGGGUGUGGGUGUGGGUGUGGGUGUGGGUGUGGGUGUGGGUGUGGGUGUGGGUGUGGGUACGGGUGCGGGUGCGGGAGCGGGAGCGGUAGCGGGUGUGGGUGCGUGGGGGUGCGGGUGCGAAUGCCCCUACCUCCUCUGGGUUAGCGCUGUUUGACGUACGUACAUACCGUACUGCCACUCCUGAACUCGAAGCAGUCUUCCUCACAUUCAAAGCCCUUCAUGCCGCGCCUCGCACCCCUCAGGUUCUGAGCCUGAUGGUAACGGCAGCCUGCGGCAGCAGUCGGGCUGCGGGCCUGCGGCGGACAGCGCGAGAGGGUGCAGCAGCAGUGUAAUGUGACAGGAGCUAUAGCGAGGCGGCAGUCAACUGUUGUAUUGAUGUGUAACUGUUUCUUGUAUUGAUGUGCUGCUGCGGAGGUCAUUAAUGCGGAGGUCCUUGUGGAGUUGCAAGAGCCAGGCGGCAUCAGGGAGCAUGACUGGCUGGCUGCAGGCUGCGCGGAAUCCAUGGGUAUGUGAUGGGACAGUGUCAUAUGAUGAACCAAGCCAUGUGCGUGGGCGGGAGUUCAUGGGUAAGUUGUGUAAGUUGGACAUAGG